Messenger RNA from Didymodactylos carnosus, 3381 nucleotides. Lineage: Eukaryota; Metazoa; Rotifera; Eurotatoria; Philodinida; Philodinidae. The record is from the annotation of a GenBank genome assembly.
UUUAAAAGAUGCGCUGCGCAAUUCUCUACAAAAUCAUAGCUAAAUUAUAAUUUCAGAACUUCAAUCAAGAAAAUUAAGUCAAUUAGACGAAAGUCGAAAAAAAUGUCAACUUUCUAAACUCAAAAUUGAUUUCUUGUGUUAACGUUUCGAAAGUAAGAAAAACUGAAUUGGUCAUUUUGUAGCCCGGACUUCGCUCUAUCUUUUAGCUACACUUCAAAUUUUUUCACAUCAAAAGCCACCACGAAAUAAUAGUUUUUCUAACGGUUGUCAUGCAUUUUUUCAUUAAUUUUUUAAAUUUUGGGUAUAGUAGUGCUUUCAGUAAAAGCCCCAUAACUCCAUCAAAAUAAAAGCUUUUUCGGUCGGGUUUGCUUUGCUUUGAUCAGAAAUGAUUGCUCUUCUCUAUCUAACUGCCAAAUCAAAGUUCAAUCAUCUUGUCCGUUUGCUGAUUGAGCACAUUGUUGGAAACGGAGAGAUUAUCAACCUUUGACGUAUUUUUGUAACUUCGUUCUCGAGCACACCAUCUGCUUUAAAAAAGUUUUUUACAGACCACCAGAAAAAGCACAUUUAAAGGUACCAAACAUAAACUGAGUUCUCACUUUUGCUACACUUUUUAGCGGAAAUAGUAGCAGAAGAAAAAGUUCAAGUCGAAAAAAAUUUUGAGUUUAGAAAGUUGACAUUUUUUUCGACUUUCGUCUAAUUGACUUAAUUUUCUUGAUUGAAGUUCUGAAAUUAUAAUUUAGCUAUGAUUUUGUAGAGAAUUGCGCAUCGCAUCUUUUAAAAAAAACAUUGAGUCUUGGAAACAAACCCAAACCAAGUUAUAAGCAAAAUACGGAGAGGGACAUUAUUUAUGGCCCACCCGUUAGUCAACGUCGACAUACUUCUGAUUCUGUUUAUUUAUUAAAGCAGCCCUCUUCGUAAGUGUACGCCAUCUGUUGGCGGCGCUUCAAACGUUUUCGGAAAAACAACAUGUAUUUAAAAAUAAAAAAAACUUGUAGAUUCUUAGAAUUACUGAAUUUCGGCUAAACUAUCCGUAUUUCUGAAGAAAAGUUCGACCAAUCACAAACCUCACUUUAUCAAAAAUAUCUUAUCAAAUAUCAAAUUUUCGCCCACAACCCUCAUUGAUAGCAAUUUUUGUGCCUUUUGCACAUUUUUCCUAUUUGGAGCUAGAAAUUUUCUUUAUUCUUCUUCUUCUUAUCCAAUUCUUUUAUCCAAUCAUAUGGAGAAUCUCAAUCUCACUGAGCAACCAGUCGCUUGCAAUGAUGUUCGGUUGUAUGUACUAUAAGAGUUGUUUUUUCCUUCUGUUCAGCGUUAUUCUUCUCUUUUCUAAACGCUACCUUGACUUGUUUUGGGAAAAUGUUUUAGCUAUAUUUAGCAUCUAUAAGUUAAAUUUUCUUGUUUCGUUUAUUUUUCUGAGUACUGUUCUUCCCAUUUAGUAGUUGAACUUACAGGACUCCUUUGUUUUGCGUUCCGUUUCAGUACUAAAGAUAAUAGUACUUUUCUUCUUUUUGUAUCCUUUUCGUAAUUUCAAACCCAACCGUUUGUUUUUCUGAGAUUUUCUCCUAAAUUAAAGAAAGUACGCAAUGAAAGAACGACUUGCAUUUUGAUUGUUUAAUAAAAAAGAAAUUUUAAGGUGAAUAUCCUUCCGAGUUUAAGAUCGAUGUUUCUGACGCUGCACAGUUUAUGCUAGGAGCUAAUCUCGAAGUUGGGUGAGACAAAUUUUCUCUGAAUCGUAUAUCUUCAUUUUAUCUAAAAAACUAUUAACGUGUGUUUUGCUAGAUGUCAGAAAAUAAUUUAAUAAGUCCUGGUGACAUUGUCAAUACAGUUUAUGCACAACGUAUAAAAAGUUUACGAGAAAAAUGUGACAAAACUGAUGAUGACCCACAAGAGUGGAUUGAAGCAACAAAAAAAGAUCCUCGUAAGAUGGUUGCUGAAAUGAUGGACGAAGAUCGAAAAUUAUAUGAGCGUAAAAUGAACGAUGUUAAUAUUAUCAAAUUGAAAUAUAAUCAGUUAUGGAAAGAAUUACAUCCAGAUAAAGAGUGUCCAACGUAUAAUGAAUCGUUUCUUGUUUUGCUAGCUUUACGAGCAUAUGAAGAGGAAUAUAACAGAUUAAAAAAACAACACACAAAAUUAUUGGAAAGAGAACCAGAAAUUAGACGAAAAGAACAAGAAUUGUGUAACGAACUAAAUGAAAAACCAUUAGAUUUAAAUAAAAAUACUUUAUUAGUCACAUGUAUGAGUUUCAUCAUAACACAUAUUUUAGAAUUAAGAGAGAAAAAGGCAAAACAUAUCGAAAAAUUGAAUAACAUUGUAUCAACAUUGAAAGAAUUUGAAGAAUUAUACGGAUGGGAGCGUCCAACAAUCGAAACGAUGGUUGGUCGAUUAUUAAAUAUUGAUGAUGUUUCAAAGUUUUCUUUAACGAAAGAAGCUAUUGAACUUAUUGAAAAAGAAUUCAGUGAAAUAUCGAGUCAAGUUCGCAAUGCUGUACAAAAAUUUAAGCAAUCACAAAAUAUUCUAAAAGAUUUGAUUCGCAAACAUCGUUCAUUAAAACCAACAAGUGAAGCUAUAGUUAAAUAUCAAGAGUGUCGUCUAUCAAUACUAACAGAUGUUGAUAGUGAUCUAAAAUAUUCAAUAUUGAAUGAAGAUGAGUUCACCGAAGAUUUACAUUAUAUGCACGAUGAAUUAUUACAAGAAUUGGAAGCACAGUACGAGACAAAUAAAGCAAUGUAUGACCAAAUUGAAAGCUGGAACAUUCUGUUUCGUGAAUAUCAAGAUUUUGAAAAAACAUCAACAAAUCCUGAUCGUUUUUAUAUACGUGGCUAUAGUGCUAUAACAGAAUCAAAAACACGUAAACGUCUAGAACAUCAACUAAAAGAACGUGAAUUAAAAUUACAAUCGUUCAAUGAAGAUUAUCAACGAAAAAAUCAUGAUCAGGAAUUUAAAAUUAAUGGUCUGCGUGUUAUGUCAUAUGUUGCUCAAGCAAAAGAAAAUUAUCAGAAAUCAAAAGUACGUGAUCAACGAGGCACAAUAGGCUACAUUUUGAAAAAAAAAUCAAGUCUUCAGCGUAAAGUUGAAAUUCAAAAUUUAAAUUUUUUAGCUUUUUUUAAAAUUCAAAUAUCUCAAUUCGGUGAUGAUAAAUUAGUCUUCGAUGAACCAGAAAUGGAUAGCGUUCAAAAAGGUGUCAGUGGUUUAUACAUUGUAAAAUGGAAAGACGAUAAAGAGAGGAAUACAAAUUUUGAAAAAGAAUUAGUUAAAUCGAUAGAAGAAUUUGAAGAGAUUAAACAAGAAAAAAUGCUUGAAGCACAAUUGGAAGAAACUGUACAAAAAAUGGAAGAAAUCGAAGAAAAGUUAGAAAAUAUAAGAAAGAAAAGAAGAAUUAAUUAA